Molecule: messenger RNA, 1538 nt
Organism: Oryzias latipes (Japanese medaka)
Lineage: Eukaryota; Metazoa; Chordata; Actinopteri; Beloniformes; Adrianichthyidae
Product: androgen-dependent TFPI-regulating protein
Cellular component (GO): membrane; endomembrane system
Source: RefSeq, a predicted model, not a curated record
UUCUGAAAUCCUCAGACCAGCCCGUCUGGAACCAACAACCAUGCUACAUUUAAAGUCAUCAAUCACCUUUCUUCCUCAUUCUGAUGCUGCCUUGAACUGCAGCAGAUCGUCUGGACCAUGUCUACAUGCAUUGAGUUGCUGCCGUGUGAUUGGCUGAUUAGAAAUUUGCCUUAACGAGCACCUGGACAAGUGUAUCUAAUAAAGUGAGUCUACAUAAAUUGCAUAUGCCAGCGCAUACACUGUUCUGGUUGGACAUCUUGGGUCAGUUUGACCCCACGGAUGAGCCUGUUCCCUGUUAUCCUGUGCAGUUUGGAGUUUUUCUGUCCGUCAGCUCCUCUGAGUUCUCAUCCUGCUCCCCAAACCCCUCUUAGUUUUUAAAAUAACUCAGUCAGAAGAGAAAGACAUCGUUUUUCCAACUUACAAAACCCUCACAGAGAGAUUAGACUCCCUCCAUGGAUGAAUUUCAGUGUCACAGAGUGUUGAUUAUGAAAGAAGAGCUCCAACGUUUCAUAAGUAACAGUAGGCCUUUUGUGUGGAAAUGUCAUUUUGCUGCACCGCUGCCUAAGGUCUUAAUAAGCUUGUACCGACUCGCACUAAUCUUUAAAGAGCUGCACAGCCUGACGUCCGGCACACUGAAGGGAAACCCUGGGCUGAAUUUCAGACGUUUCUUCCUUUGUUUAGGGUGCAUUGCAGUUUCAAACGUUUUCUUAGAAAUGUUUUCAGCUGUGAAGGCGGCAUACCACAUCUCAGCUUUCAGUUGGUACGCUUUCAUCGUUAACUGCCUCGCUGCAAAGGAUGGAGAGGACUUACCUGCAGGAAUCUUUGUGUACGGAGGGCCGUGGAAGUAUCUCACCUUCUUGAACUUGUUGCUUCAAAUGACGUUCUUUGGACUGGCUGCAGUCAAUGAUCUUCAGCCGGGAAAACAGACAGAAAGCCCUCUGAAAAAAUGCAACGAUUUCCUGUUCUCCGUGUUUGGCUUUCCUGUGGGGAUGUUUGUUGUUCUGCUUUUCUGGACCAUCUUUGCCUACGACAGAGAGCUGGUCUACCCGGCAUCCAUCGACUCCUUCUUCCCUCCGUGGAUAAACCACGCCAUGCACACCUUUGUCCUUCCUAUUUCACUGGGAGAGCUCCUGGUUCAGCCUCACACCUACCCUCAGCAGAAACACGCUCUAGCAGCACUGACGCUGGUUGGAUUGGCCUAUCUAUCGUGGAUCCUCUGGGUGUACGUCUCCGUGGGGGUCUGGGUGUACCCUCUUCUCGGGCACUUCAGCCCCGCCGGCUUGGCGGCCUUCUUCUUCUUUAACAUGUCUGUGGUGACGCUGCUCUACACGCUCGGGGACAAACUCAACAGCCUCGUCUGGAGAAAGGAAAAAGCAAACUGACUGAGCCGGAAAAACGGCCUCCUCUGCCCAUGAGCAACAUUUCAAACCACUUCUGUCUGCGACGGUUUCUUUAUGAAGCUCAAAAAAGGCCUAUUUAUUAUUGUAAAAUAUCAGAAACUUUCAAUGAAUCCCAAUAAAGCAGCUUCCAAAACAACA